Molecule: messenger RNA, 2554 nt
Organism: Heterocephalus glaber (naked mole-rat)
Lineage: Eukaryota; Metazoa; Chordata; Mammalia; Rodentia; Bathyergidae
Source: RefSeq, a predicted model, not a curated record
AGCCUUCUGUUACCCGAAUGGUGGCUUCCAUAAACCAGAGCUGGCUCAAGGCCAAGGGGAUGGGCCAGCACCACAACGCCUGCAGCUUUGGGGGCCAGAGCUUCCAGGAGCUGCAGGAGGCCUACUUGAAGGCGGAGGAGCUGUUUGAGGAUCCCCUGUUCCCCACGGAGCCUUGCUCUCUCCGCUUCAAGGAUCUCGGCCCCAACUACAAACACACGCAGGAAAUCUGCUGGCUGCGGCCCAAGGAGAGCACAUGCAACCCCCAGUUCAUUGUGGAUGGGCUCAGCCCCACGGACAUCCGCCAGGGCGGCGUGGGUGAGGACUGUUGGCUGCUAGCUGCCAUGGCCUCCCUGACCACGUGCCCCAGGCUGCUGUCCCGAGUGGUGCCCGGAGGCCAGAGCUUUCAGAAGAACUACGCUGGUAUCUUCCAUUUCCAGAUCUGACAGUUCGGGCGCUGGCUGGAUGUGGUGGUGGAUGACCGUCUGCCCAGCAGGGCCAACCGGCUGCUCUUCGUGCACUCGCAGCAGUGCGAGGAGUUCUGGAGCGCCCUGCUGGAGAAGGCCUACGCCAAGCUGAGUGGGUCCUAUGAGGGACUGGCAGGGGGCAGCACCGCCGAAGGCCUGGAGGACUUCACCGGCGGCAUGGCGCUGACCUUCCAGCUCCAGAGCCCCCCACCCACCCUGCCAAGGCUGCUGCCCCGGGCCCUGCAACACUGCUCUCUCAUGGGCUGCUCCAUGGAGGUCACCAGCGACAGUGAGCCGGAGUCGGUAAUGCCCAGCUUGCUGGUGAGGGGCCACGCGUACUCAGUGACUGGCCUGGUGGAUGUCCUCUACAGGGGCAGGAUGGAGACGCUGCUGCGGCUCCUCAACCCCUGGGGCCACAUUGAAUGGAAUGGAGCCUGGAGCGACAACUCUGCAGAGUGGGGCGAAGUAGACCCCAAGGUCCAGAUGCAGCUGCUGCGCAAGAAAGAGGAUGGUGAAUUCUGGUCAGUGUGGCUGGGGCCACCCAACCCCUUACCUCGUCCCUGUCUCCCUGCCAUGAUGGUGGUUGGAGAAGCUCGGGGACCCUGGGCAUGGGCGUGUGCAGUGUGCCCUCCUCCCCGCCACAGGAUGUCCUACCAAGACUUCCUGUGCCACUUCUCCCUCCUGGAGGUCUGCAACCUUACACCUGAUGCCCGGGCGGGGUCCAAGAGGCGCUGGCACAUCACCUUCUACGAGGGCAGCUGGCGGAGGGGCAGCACUGCGGGGGGCUGCAGGAACAACCUCAACACAUUCUGGACCAACCCCCAGUUCAGAGUCUCACUCUUGGUGGGCGACGACCCCGAGGACGACCUGGAGGAUGACACGGUCGUCUGCACCUGCCUGGUGGCUCUGAUGCAGAAGAACUGGAGGCUUGGCCAGCCGCAGGCCACGCUGCUGACCAUCGGCUUCGUCAUCUUCCCGGUCCCCAAGGAGUUUCAGAGUCUUCAGCAUGGCCACCUGAGAAAAGACUUCUUCGAGAUGUACCCGGACCUGGGCUUUGCUGAGAUCUUCGCCAAAGCGCAGGAAGUGCACAACGAGCUGCAGCUAGCACCCGGCGAGUACAUCAUUGUCUCCUCCAUCUUCGAGCCUCAGCAGGACGCCGACUUCCUGCUGCGGGUCUUCACAGAGAAGCACAGUGAGUCCUGGGAAAUGGACGAAGUCAACUAUGCUGAGCAUCUCCAGGAGGAGACCAUCUCUGAGCAAGACCUGGACCAGGACCUCCUCAGUGUAUUUGACAUGGUGGCCAAUGAGGACAAGGAAAUACACGUGCACGGGCUCCAGACUCUGCUUAGGAGGUUGGGCUGCCAGACUAACGUCAAGACCAGGGGCUUGGGCCUGGACACCUGUCGCCGUAUGAUCAACCUCAUGGACAAAGACAGCUCGGGCAAGCUGGGGCUUCAGGAGUUCCAGAUCCUGUGGAAAGAGAUCAACAAAUGGGCGGACAUCUUCCGAGAGUGCGACCGAGACCAUUCAGGCACCCUGAACUCCUACGAGAUACACCUGGCAGUGGAGAGGGCCGGCAUUAAGUUGAACAAUGAGGUGGUGGAGGUGCUGGCGGCUCGAUAUGCAGACGACAACCUGACCCUGGACUUGGACAACUUCCUCUGCUGUUUCCUGAGGCUCAAGGCUGUGUUCACCUUUGUUCUAACCAUGGACCCCAAGAACACCGGCUAGAUCCGCUUAAACCUGGAGCAGUGGCUGCAGAUAACUCUGUGAGGGGAGCCAGCUCCCCCUGCCUGCAGGGUCUGAGGGCCAGGUGCUCGGUGCCACCCUAGGGCCAGGUCCCUGCAGAGGGCAUGGGCUCCACAUGCCAAAGUUACUCCAUGCCUGCCCUCCCAGCUCAAAUCCCCCUCUCCCCACCCCUGCCAGGCUUCUAGUGCCUGGGUCGGCCCCACGGGCUUGAGCUCUUUCUGAAUCUGUUUUACUAAAAAUUAAGUGACACUUCCCCAGCAUCCCCUGUCCACACCCACCUGCGCCUGGCACUCACCCCCUCACCUGUGGACAGUACUGUAAUAAAUGCCGCCUGCCACCCA